UACAAAACUUAAACCUUAAAACAGAAUGAAACCUGAAUGACAUGUCUCCUUGUCGUUUGGUCUCCAGUGCUUGCUGUGUGCAUAACAGAGUGGGCCACCCUUAAAAAGCUGCAAGUGGAUCUGAAACUUAAGGUUAACGGUCACUUUCAAUUUUUUUUUUUUAUCAUUUGACUCAUCCACUCUUAGUUUAGACUCAUGCAAACAUCUUAAUUUUGUCACUUCAGUCUUUAAAGAAUCAUAAAACUGGACUAUAAUUUAAGGGAAAUUAAGUUUACUAUUAAUUUAUGUUGAAACAACUUUUAAGAUGUGUGCAGGAAUAUCAGAUCAGUGUUUUAAUUUGUCAAAUUUCCCAGUCAAUACAAUUGAUGAAAAUAUUUCUGUUUGUACUGAAACAAAUACCCCAGAUCACAGUGACAUGUCACUCUGAAGACAAAUUCAUGGCAGGAUGAUAAUUUACAAAAAUGUUAAUGAGAGGCAGGGGGGUUUAAUGGGGCGAUGCUUCACGGCCCCCCGCCUGGCUCAGCGCUCCCCCUCUGGAGAAAACCAGCCCGCCCAGUUGCGCUGAUGAAUUAAAGCCGUAACAUGACGUCAUGAGUUCAUCAGAGCAGCCAGGAGUUCGGAGCAUCUGGGUCUCCAGAUCAUUAGAAUGAAAUCCGUCGGCGCAUGCGCGUUGACAUCCAGGCUCAUGCUGGGGUGAAGCGCGAAGCUCCGAGGCGAAACCUGCGGCGCAGAGAGGAGCUCAUGCUCAGAAGGUGCAUCUCCAUUUGAAGAACGUCCUGGACUUUGACUCGAGCAGACGCUUCAGGGUUUGGACCAAGAAGAUGGGGCUUAAGGCUGAGGACAUGGCAUUUCACUCCAACAUCUCUGUGCCAAUGGAUAUAAUCGUGGCUGUGGUGUACUCCGUCUUUGGAGUAUGUUCUUUGCUUGGGAACAGCACAUUAUUGUACGUCUUGUAUAAGAAAAAACACCUCUUGAAACCUGCCGAGUGGUUCAUCAUCAACCUGGCAGUCAGUGACCUGGGCCUAACUCUGACACUUUACCCUAUGGCGAUAACCUCAAGUUUCUACCACAGGUGGUUGUAUGGAAGAACAGUGUGCUUCGUGUACGCGUUCUGCGGCAUGUUGUUUGGCCUCUGCAGUCUCACCACUCUGACCCUGCUGAGCAUGGUGUGCUUUGUGAAAGUCUGUUACCCUCUUUAUGGGAACAGGUUUAACUCUUUUCACGGCCGGCUGCUCAUUGCCUGCGCAUGGCUCUAUGCCCUGUUGUUUGCCUGCUCCCCUCUGGUUCACUGGGGAGAGUAUGGGCCAGAACCCUACGGAACCGCCUGCUGCAUUGACUGGCGCCUGUCCAACCAACAGGCCACAGCGCGCUCCUACACUGUGGCACUCUUCAUCUUCUGCUACAUCCUUCCGUGCUGCAUUAUUGUCGCGUCCUACAUGGGCAUUCUGGUCACCGUGCAAGCAUCCCGGAAAACCAUGGAGCAGCAUUCAUCCAGGGAGACGCACAUGAGCAGCAUUCAAACAAUUAUAGUUAAGCUAAGUGUGGCCGUCUGCAUCGGUUUCUUUGCUGCCUGGAGUCCCUACGCUAUGGUUUCCAUGUGGGCUGCCUUUGGACAAAUUGACAACAUCCCCCCACUUGCGUUUGCCGUGCCAGCCAUGUUCGCCAAGUCCUCCACCAUUUACAACCCAAUUAUCAACCUGCUGCUGAGACCCAAUUUCCGUAGGAUAAUGUGGAGAGAUGUGGGAGAACUUUACCAUAACUAUCUGAAGGGCUGCCUCUGGCCCAAGGGCCAAACUAAAUGCUGCAGAAAGAUAAACAUCAGGGUUGGACUUGGCACAACUCACCGACAAACCAGCCGCUUCCCUUCAUCCGUCUCUCCACCUAUAAUGACGAUAGAAGGUCAGAGCUGUCAGAGGUGUGAGGAUACGUUCACCUGCUUCAGACACUACCCAGCAAUGUGUGCUGGCAAUGGCAAGGCAGCUAACAGGGACCCAUCAGUGGAUCAAGAAACGCCAGUUUCGCAAAGGCAGAAGCAGACUAGUGAAGGAGAUUCCUCCAGGAAGUCCCUGAUGGCCACAGUAAGGACGACAGAAACAAACAACUUCCACAUUACCUUGGAGAUGAUUCCAAGGCCCAGCCAAGAGGCUUGGAACUGAUCAUGCGGACUGGAAAACAAUAUUAUAAGCUUCUUUAUUUUAAUUGUCAUUAUUCAUUUUGUAGAUUUUUUUCUGUCAAAUCUGCUCAUUUUUCUGCAAUAUUGUUUAAAAGUGUUAAAAAUGGGAAUGAAGGCACAAACUUUAUGCCCCAGCAACAUUUGCACUCUUUUUAAAAUAAAGUCAAGGUAACUUUGAGUUUUACUAGUUUUUUCCUAACAUAACUGUAUUUGAUCCAUUAAGAAAUGUAAUUAUCAAAGGAAAAAAGACUUUAAAAUACAGGAAAAUAUUAAACUGCAAAGUAAAAAUACGGAUACUAGUAAAUGCUUUUUCUUAAAAAAACAAUUAUUUUAUAUAAAAAUAAAAAAAACUUCUGUUUUCUCUUUUGCUGACAAGGUUUUCUUGAUCUUUCAUACCAACAGCAUGGUGUUGAUGAUAAAAAUGAGACGUUUUUCUUAAAAAACUGUUUGCAAUGACCUUCCGAUGGCCCCUUAGCCACCGUUUCCUCUUGAAAGCUGCAGAUCUGAAGCUGUUUCUUCAGUCACAUAAACAUCCAGAUUUUAAUUAUUUUUCCCACUUGUACACAUUUCAUGUCACUGUCUGGGACUUUAAGGGUUUAGUCAUCUCGUGCACUGAUUUUUUUUUUCUUAAUUAUUCAAGCUUUUGAGGGUCCUCAACUGUCUCUCCUAUCAUGAAACCUCAAAUAAGUCAUGAUGAGCAAAACAAAAAAUUUGACUUAUUUCACCUCCAGAUGAAUAAAAUAAAAAAACUGUUUUAUGUUGGCAGACAAGAAAAGAUUCUACAAAUCGAGCAAAUUCAGGAUGGGUUACGUACACACACAAAAAGGGAUUUGUUGGUCAAAUUGGUUAUUUAUUUUGUGGAACCUAAAAAAAAUUACCAAAAUUCUGAGUUUUUAAAGGUCUUUCAACUUGUAAAAUAAGAUACUAAAAA
Molecule: messenger RNA, 3104 nt
Organism: Oryzias latipes (Japanese medaka)
Lineage: Eukaryota; Metazoa; Chordata; Actinopteri; Beloniformes; Adrianichthyidae
Gene: opn7a
Product: opsin 7, group member a
Biological process (GO): visual perception; G protein-coupled receptor signaling pathway
Cellular component (GO): membrane
Molecular function (GO): G protein-coupled receptor activity
Source: RefSeq, a predicted model, not a curated record